CUUGACAGGGUCUCAUUGUCAUCAAGUCAUGUCGAGAUAAUUAACGGGGGGAGGUAUCAAGAGGUAUUCAUACAUCUGUUAAAUGGCGAAUAAUACUCUGAGCAAUGGUGGAGUGCCCCAACACUCGGCGAAUCGAAGGAGUGACAGAUCAGUUGACAAGUCGAAAAAAGAUAUUCCCGCCAUCGAGUGCCGAAAUUGGUUGCUCCAUCGUCAUUACACGCGUCAUGAAUACAGAAUAGCAAAAUUUUUAAUUGAUCAGGAAUUAAUGAACUCCCAUGGACACAAUGAGUACGCGAGUUAUUUAAAGGGAUUAAUUCUCCGACGAGAGGGGAAAGUUCAAGUGUCUCUCGAUUGCUUUCAAAAUUGUUACAAUGUUAAUUCCACAAACGUGAAUAACGUUAAACAAAUAGCUAAAUCCCUAUUUCUCCUGGGGAGUCACAAAAGAGCAGUCGACGCGUACCUAGAGGCCGGAAGAAUGUCCCCAUCGCCCGAUUGGGAGAUUCAUCACAGUCUGGGCGAGUGCUACGUGAAAUUAAAUUUAUCGGAGGACGCCAGGAGGGAGUUCAAGAGGUCGACGGAACUGACGAAGAACGAGAUUCCCUAUGUGUCGUUGGGACGUCUUCACGUCGAAGAGAAUCGAGUCGACGAUGCGAUUGCAGUUUAUUCAGCAGCACUCAAGAAUUCUUGUGAGAGCGAGGAUGCUGCAAUUGAGCUGGGGCUCGUGUACCUCGCCACUGGAGACAUACAGCAAGCCUUUCAACAAUUUGGAACUGUCCUGGCCCAUUCCUCAAUGUGCACCAGAGCAAUUAUUCCCAUGGCGUACAUCAUCCAGAAUCACCAGGAGUACGACGUUGCACUAUCCAAGUACAAAAUUGCUGCUCAGAUGCUUCCCGAGUCCUACCACUUGUGGAAUAAUAUCGGCAUGUGUCUGUACGGAAAGCAGAAAGUUGUUGCUGCAAUCAGCUGUUUGAAGAGAGCUCAUUACUUGAACCCAAUGGCAUUGCUUCCGGCAUGCAAUUUGGGACGAGUACUCCUGACCACUGGCCAGCCAGCAUCAGCAGCAAUUUACUUAUGCUCUGCAGUCACAGCAGCUCCAAAAAAUCCCCAACCCUACCUCCUCCUGGGAAUCGCCCUGAAAAAACUCGACGAUUUGGAGGGAUCGGAGAAGGCCCUGUCCAAAGCCCAUUCGUUGACACCCCAGGAUCCACUGACACUCAUCAAUUACGCGGUUAUCCUGGAGGAACGAGGGAAAAAGGAUCGGGCAAACGAGAUCCUCUCAGACCUCAAGGACAUUGCCGCCGUAACAACUGUUGAGCCCCAGAUCGUGGAAGCUGCCAGGAGUUUGUCGAGAAAACUUCUGGCCAACACCAGGAUAACUGAAGACAAACGUUUGCUUAAUGAAGACGAGGUUUGAAUGGGAAAUUUUAUUGCAAUUUAUUCAUUUACAGAAUUUUUAACGACUCGCGAGAAUUAAUUCAACAGUCAA
Fopius arisanus is the source of this 1486-nucleotide messenger RNA. It is a transcript of the gene BBS4, whose product is annotated as Bardet-Biedl syndrome 4. The record is from RefSeq and is a predicted model, not a curated record. Bases 83 to 1414 code for a protein of 443 amino acids. Gene Ontology annotation, molecular function: protein binding. The transcript has 10 exons. Gene Ontology annotation, biological process: protein localization to cilium; cilium assembly. Gene Ontology annotation, cellular component: ciliary basal body. NCBI's taxonomy places the organism in Eukaryota, Metazoa, Arthropoda, Insecta, Hymenoptera, Braconidae.